UAAUGAGUAAUCACCUACCGCGAUUUGCUAUUGAAAAAGAAACAAACAGCGGCUAUUUAAUUUCUCCGUGAAAAUCCAUCGUUUUCGAGUGAAAAAUGAAUCCAAACAUGAACAUGAUGCCCAUGUCCGGUCCACAGAUGAUGCAGGUAAUGCAGUCGUCACCGUCAGGACCCCCAGGUCCUGUACCCGUGCAACACCAGCAGCAACAACAGCCGCAACCGCUACAGCAGCAGCAGCAGGCCGAAAAACUGGACAACAUAUCCAGGGUGAAGAGUUUGUUGGGACCUUUAAGGGAAUCCAUGUUUCUUACUAUCAGAUCCAGUGCCUUCACCUUGCAGCAGAAUAAUCUAGCGGAUAACCUGAAAAGGGACACAGGAGCGCAUCAUGUUCCACGAUUCGACAAACACUUGGAGGAUUUCUACGCCUGCUGUGAUCAAAUUGAGAUUCAUUUGAAAACGGCCAUGCAGUGCCUCCAGCAGCAAAACUCCUCAAAUCAUUAUCUCCCCGGUCCGGUGACCCCAAUGCGUAUGGAGACCUUCAUGCCGGAUAACGCAGGACCCAUUCCAUAUCCCACAUACUUGAACACCGUCCGGGUUCACGUCCAAUCGGCGAAGGAUAUCCACGAUACCCUCAUUAGCGCCGCACAAAACAUUUCACAGGCUGAUUGAUAGUUGUAGUCGAUUAGGUCUUAUAAUUUAACAAAUCUAGGCUUAAGUUUAUUAAUAAAUAGUACUGAUAUUAAGAAAA
Messenger RNA from Drosophila rhopaloa, 747 nucleotides. RefSeq names its product mediator of RNA polymerase II transcription subunit 29 (gene ix). The transcript has a single exon. Bases 96 to 668 code for a protein of 190 amino acids. Gene Ontology annotation, molecular function: transcription coregulator activity; transcription factor binding. Gene Ontology annotation, cellular component: mediator complex. Lineage: Eukaryota; Metazoa; Arthropoda; Insecta; Diptera; Drosophilidae. The record is from RefSeq and is a predicted model, not a curated record. Gene Ontology annotation, biological process: regulation of transcription by RNA polymerase II.